Austrofundulus limnaeus is the source of this 623-nucleotide messenger RNA. RefSeq names its product proto-oncogene tyrosine-protein kinase Src. Gene Ontology annotation, molecular function: protein binding. Lineage: Eukaryota; Metazoa; Chordata; Actinopteri; Cyprinodontiformes; Rivulidae. The record is from RefSeq and is a predicted model, not a curated record.
GGUUUUAUUUUUUAUUUUUUUUCAUGGGCAGGUUUUAUUUUUUAUUAUUUUUAAAUGGACAGGUUUUCUUCCACGUGGUCCAUGUGAGUUUUGGUAAAUGUUAGAAUGAAGCUGUCUCUUUGAGCUGCUCAUCUUUAUUUGGGGACAUCAGAAGGUUUUAAAAGCGUCACAUUGAAAGGUUCGACUUGUACAUUUGAUGUUUUUACAGGUUUAAAUGAACCCAGCUCCUUCAGCUGCCAGCACACUGAACUGCUCCUGGUCUUGAAUGUGUUGCAGGCCUCAGCCAUGGGGGGAUCCAAAAGUAAGUCCAAGGAUGUGGGCCAGCGGAGCUGCAGCCUUGAUGGGAAGCCCGGCUCUGGAGGAGGGCCAGGCAGCCAGCACCACAACACCCAGCAGUCGUCGACACCCAGCCGGAGCCCCACCAUGGACGGUGGUCUCAGUAGCAACAAGACUCCAGAACUGAGCCUGUUUGGAGGUGCAGAUAAUAACAGUUACAACUCUGCUAACAGAGCCACACAAGCAGUGGGUGUGAUGACGUUUGUGGCCUUGUAUAACUACGACGCUCGAACAACCACAGAUCUGAGUUUCAGGAAGGGUGAACACCUCCAGAUAGUAAACAAUAC